AACGAAAUAACAACAACUACUAACGCGAAUGGGGUGUACGAUACGACAACGAUUUCAAGUACGCCGUCUGGCACGGAUUUGAACUACACUAUGGUAGCUGACGAUGCCGACGGUAAAACCACGGAGAACGUUAUCGUCAAUUCGCCAAAAUCGACUAACAAGGAAUACAGUAGUUCCACUGAGCCGACUUCGACGAACGACUACAAUCAGACAAAACUUGGGGAAUCGUCUACGAGGACACAAUCACCAAGUACAACUCCCAUUACGAUUCAGAAAAACGGACCGACAACAACUCCGAAACACUCUACAGAGAACGUGACUGACAAUUCGCCAAAUCAGACAACACCGAAAAAUGGUUACAAUCUGUCACAUAAAAAUUACAGUUUCACCGAGCGGAUUCUGACAAAACCUAAGAUAUUCGAUAUUACGGUUGUUACUAUGAGAAAUAAACAGAAAAAGUUUCCAUUUCUGGACCCCAUUUCGUCUAUUUUGGCUAAUAGGGAACUACCUACAAGGUAUAUAAUUGACAAUCUAUAAAAAUAUUAUUAUAA
This is a messenger RNA of Diuraphis noxia (Russian wheat aphid), 551 nucleotides long. RefSeq lists its product as uncharacterized. Lineage: Eukaryota; Metazoa; Arthropoda; Insecta; Hemiptera; Aphididae. The record is from RefSeq and is a predicted model, not a curated record.